Messenger RNA from Kalmanozyma brasiliensis GHG001, 2550 nucleotides. RefSeq lists its product as uncharacterized. NCBI's taxonomy places the organism in Eukaryota, Fungi, Basidiomycota, Ustilaginomycetes, Ustilaginales. The record is from RefSeq and is a predicted model, not a curated record. The transcript has a single exon. The coding region runs from base 1 to 2550 and encodes 849 amino acids.
AUGGCCGCCACAAGAGCUCGCACCGAACACGCCGCCACCGCUCCUACACCACCCCACGCAGCCAAAGAUGUGACGUCAAGCCGCCAGGCGGCGUCGAUCACCGAUGCGACCAUAAACGACCAGACUCCAUCACGUCGCACCACCACACGAGCACGCAAACUUCCCAGCCGCCUGCUCCCCUCCCCUUCGCCCCCACCUUCGCGCCCUUCCUCUCAGUACAAUGCGACCAAGCAUACCAAGGGUGGCAAGGAUGCCGACGACGGCGCCUCGCCCUCCCCUGCUGUGACCUCUUCCAUGUCGUCAACCGCCGCUGCUGCUGCCAGACCUCGCAGAUCAGAUGCCAACAACGCAAGCUCAGAUCUUGACGUAGCCGAUAAGGACGACUCGGAGGAUCUAGGCCCUGGCAAGCGCAAGCGUCGCCCCAGCAGCAUGUACAAGCCGCCCGCCACCUUGACUACGGUCGAGACGCCUUCUCCUGCUUCGGCAUUGGCUUCUUCCAAGUCCAAGAAGAAGGGACGUAGCAUCAGCCCAGAGGUCUCCGCUCACAAGAGUCAGUCCCCUUCUGCGUCGGUUGUUCAGGCUAGGCUGAAGGGUCGUCUUUCCAAGGGCAAGCUCGAGGCCGAUACUCCAUCAUCCAAGAAGGCCAACGGCUCGAUCAUGGACUCGGACUCGCUUCAUGCAACUGGCGACGACUCGGAUGCAGAAUACGAGACCGACCCUCUGCGCAUCUCGAAGCGAGUUCGCAUCGGCGAUGUCCAGGUCUCGAUGGAUUUCUCACCCCCGCCGCUGCUACCUCGUGACGGCUCUGCCAGGAUUCAGAUGCCCAUGCACUACUCCCAGCCCACAUUCAUCCGUGGCGGCCGGGUCAGCGUAUCGCCCGAGGCAUCUGCCAAGAGGCCGAUUCGAUACGGCGCGCGGGACGAGACCGAGACGGACAGCUCGCGCAUUGGCCAGCUCAUGCGUGCGAGCAAGCGUGACAUCCCAAACGCGAGGAAGCACGCGGACGUGAUGUCAUCUUCGCCUGUCUCAACCGGCCUGGCCCGAUUCGACAACGAUGCUGGCGCUCCCCUCAGCUACGUCCCCUUCCGCUAUGGCGCGCGCACUGCGAGCGGCUCCUUCAACUUGCAGACCUGCCCCUUUGCUGGGCACGCGGUGAACGAGGUGGACGAGAACGAGGAAGAGGACGAGGACGAAGACGACGAGAACGACUUUCAUCAGGCUAUGCUCGAUGCUGAUUUUGACUUCUUCGAGUCGCAAAAGUCGGACGCUGUCGUCGUUGAGCCCGUCUGGCCCGCUUCUCGACGUGGCACGACCGAGGAAGCCGAGAUGGACGAUACUCCUGCUACCACUCCUCGAAGCCCUCAAUCCGGCUGCGACCUUCCCUCGCCUGGCAGUCCACGCUGCAAGACGGAGGAAGACGUGGUGCUGCCUAGCGCCGAGGGGAAGCCUUCUUCAUUCGCUGCUGGAAGGGAUUCGGUGUUUGCGCACGCUCUGCCCACGACACAGGUGGGUGCCGACAAGCCGCAUCAGCACGCCGGCUCGCUCACCCUCUCGCUGCCUUACAGCCCUGCUGUCGCGGCCUCGUCUCCUCAGUUGCGAGCCAUGGACAUGGAUGCAGCCAGCGUGCGCAAGGAUUCCAAGGACGCGCCCGCAGUCACUCAGAUGGGCACGCCGAUCCUGCAGAGACGAACGCACGCCGGGCUGCCCGCCGGGUUGCACGCCUUUGCGCCGCUCAAGCUGGGCGCAGACUUGAUGGAGCGAAGCGCUUCCAACGGCGCUCCGUACAUGCAGCUGUCGCCCAUGAUUGAGAUGGACUCGCCUUUGCUCAGCCCUGGCCUGUCUUUGAGUCUUCAGACCAAAGGCAUCGACCUGCCUAGCCCCUUCAUCAUGGGUGUCGGCGCGCUUCCGGACCUUGAGCAGCCUGCUCAGCUCGACCUGCCUCCUGCUGAAGGCUCGACCACUCCUAAAGCCGCCUGCCCCGAGGUCAGUGUGUCCGAACUCGAUCCAGUGCAAUCCAGCACUGUCGUGCCCCAAGCCGAGCCUGUUCAAGACCUCAAAGUAGCUGUGUCAGCCAAGGACUCAGCUGCCAAGGCAGACAAACCCUCAGCUCGACGUCCGGCUCUGCCGCCACCGCGUCAGAUCCGCUUCACUACGUUCACUUCUUCUUCUGCCGAGUCGUCUGACGCCAAGACUCAUCAGGCCGAGGUCGCCAAGAAGGUGAUCGAUCAGCAUCAACAACUUGCGCAGCAUGCAACCAAGACGGGUGCUUCCACCGCCAGCCCUAAACCCGAGCAGACUCCGGAUCUAAUUCACUCUGGCUCUGCUUCGUCUGAAUCAGCCUCGGAUGCGCCGAGCCCCAUGUCGCAGGCGGACAGCACCGCUUCGUCGGCGGACGCCGAGGUCGAGACCAUCCUGUUCGGCCCUCCUGAGAAGCUGGACAUGCACGAGCUCGACCACGCUUGGGGCGGAUCCAAGGCUGCUCAGCACGAAGCCGCCUUGCGCCGAGCUAGGGACACUCAGACUCGCUCGAUCGAUAUCGACACUCAGUGA